Molecule: messenger RNA, 636 nt
Organism: Trichomonas vaginalis G3
Lineage: Eukaryota; Parabasalia; Trichomonadida; Trichomonadidae
Product: hippo signaling
Exons: 1
Coding region: 1-636 (211 amino acids)
Biological process (GO): signal transduction; positive regulation of protein phosphorylation
Cellular component (GO): cytoplasm; nucleus
Molecular function (GO): protein kinase activator activity
Source: RefSeq, a predicted model, not a curated record
AUGUUCGAUUGGAUGAAGCGUGACCAGGGCACUUUCCGCCCAAACAAGAAGGUUGGCCCAGAGUCUAGAAGCUACCGUCUUCAGCAAAUUUCACAGGCCACAUUAGGUGCUGGCGAUCUCAAGACAGCUGUUAAGCUCCCAGAAGGCGAGAACCUUAACGACUGGCUUGCUAUGAAUGUUGUCGAAUUCUACAAUCAAAUCAACUGCCUCUACUCACCAAUUGUUGAGCACUGCACACCAACAUCAUGCCCAGAAAUGACUGCAGGAUCCCAAUACAAGUACGCCUGGCAGGAUGGCAAGAAGUUCAAGAAGCCAACAGAACUUCCAGCCCCAGAAUACAUUUCUAACCUCAUGCAAUGGGCAGAGUCCAUCAUUGAUGAUGAAAAGAUCUUCCCAUCAGAUCCAUCUGUUCCAUUCCCAAAGGACUUCCGCUCCCAGGUUUCCAAGAUCUUCGCUCGUCUCUUCAGAAUCUACGCUCACAUCUACUACCAUCACCUCGAUCACGUUAAGGCUGUCGGCGCUGAGGCUCACUUAAACACAUCCUUCCGCCACUUCAUUCUCUUCUCAAAGGAGUUCGAUUUAAUCCCAGAAGAUCAGCUCGCUCCACUUAAGGAUCUUAUUGCUCAGAUCGCCUAA